AUGAGUGAUGGUAGGGGCUGCGACCUCGCCGCCGUCGCGCGGAGCCUCCGGCCUUACUCCCGCGAGUCCGCGACCCCUCCGCCCGCCAGUCCGCGACAGUACCACAAGGAGGCCGCGACCGCACUGCCGUCCGCCUGUGCCCGCCUGCGCCUGCUCCUCGAGGCCGGCGGCGCGUGCGGGAGGAAGGACGCCGCCACCGCGCUCUACGCACUCUGCGGCGGGGCGCGCGAGAACCGGGGGCGCGCCGUCGAGGCCGGCGUCGUGCGGCCGCUGCUCGACCUCAUGGCCAACCCGGAGUCCGGCAUGGUGGACAAGGCCGCGUACGUGCUCCACUCCCUCGUGGGCUCCAGCGAAGGCCGCUCCGCCGCCGUCAAGGAGGGCGGCAUCCACGUCCUCGUCGAGAUGGUCGAGGCCGGCACCUCGCGGCAGAAGGAGAUCGCCACGCUCUCCCUCCUGCAGAUCUGCGACGACAACGCCGCCUACCGCACCAUGGCCACUCGUGAGGGCGCCAUCCCGCCCCUCGUCGCUCUCUCCCAAUCGUCCUCCGCCCGCCCCAAGCUCCGGGCCAAGGCGGAGUCGCUGAUCGAGAUGCUGCGGCAGCCGCGGAGCCCAAGCCUCCGCGUGAGGCCAUCGGCGGCGGUCGUUGCGGUGGAGUGA
Messenger RNA from Panicum virgatum (switchgrass), 657 nucleotides. Its product is annotated as U-box domain-containing protein 2-like. Lineage: Eukaryota; Viridiplantae; Streptophyta; Magnoliopsida; Poales; Poaceae. The coding region runs from base 1 to 657 and encodes 218 amino acids. Gene Ontology annotation, molecular function: protein binding. The transcript has 3 exons. The record is from RefSeq and is a predicted model, not a curated record. Gene Ontology annotation, cellular component: nucleus; cytoplasm.